AUGGCCUUUUGUAAUAAUGAAGAUACACAUAUAGGAGAAAUAAGUUAUAAUGAUUGUAACUAUAAUUCUGAUACAACAGCAAGUGCUUAUUCCAGUUCAAGUGAAAAUAUUAACGAAAUUCAAAUAAAAAUAAAAAGAGCGAUUGAAAAUCGAAUAUUAAAUGAAACGAAAAAGACAGGAAAAAGAAAAUUACAUAGUUGUAAUAAAAAUUCAAAAAAAAUAAAAAGCAUGAAAAUUGAAGAAAUGGACAAUUGUAAAAUAAUAGCUAGAAAAAUAUUUUUUUUUAAAGGUAAUCAAAUAAGAGAAAACGAAAACCAUAUUAUACAUUUAGAUGGUACAAAAAAUGAUUAUAUUAAUUGA
Molecule: messenger RNA, 360 nt
Organism: Plasmodium yoelii
Lineage: Eukaryota; Apicomplexa; Aconoidasida; Haemosporida; Plasmodiidae
Product: conserved Plasmodium protein, unknown function
Exons: 1
Coding region: 1-360 (119 amino acids)
Source: RefSeq, a predicted model, not a curated record